CCUCCAAAAAGCCAUGGAGAAGACCAGUGAGGGAGCUAACGCCUGGGCACUCUCAACCGCUUCGUGUCUCCAGAGAUAUCUGCCCCUCCCCUGGGCUCCUGGGUACAAGUUACAUCAUGCAUGGAAGCCACUGUGACACGGUACCUGUGAGUGGAUCUUCUCCCUUCCCCGAAAGGAAGUGAGGAAGAUUGAGAGAUUUUUUUUUCCCCCUUUUGCUUCAUGCCUACAAGAAACUGCUUUUGGAGGAUGCCCAUCCUCGGGUGAGUUACAGAACAAGAUGAAACUUUGAAAAACUGUCUGGGAGCUCACCGAAGGAUUGGCAGGGGAGGGGAAGGCGAGGCGUUCCCCAGACGCAGGCAGGAUGUGAGCGAGAAGAGAAGAUGGCCCGGCAGGUCUUCAGUGAGAAGUUAUUUUAUGACACCUUCCUGGAUAGUUCAUAUUUUUCCUUUUUGAAAGCUCAGCCAAUAAAAGAUGCUACUGGCUUUGGAGGGUUUUUUUUUUCCUACUUUGCCUUUGACAGUCCUUGAAUGGCCUUUUGGAUUUUUCACCUCCCCAUGAAUAAACUGCAUUCCAGCUUCUGGAGGACAAGCUGCUUCCAACAGAUAACAAAACGAGAAGGAAAAAGAGAGAGAAACCCCAAGGAAAAAGUUGGCCACCAUGCAGGUGUCUUUUGUGUGUUCAGAACACAGCCUGAAGGGUCGAAGUGCCGAAGACCGGCUCAGCAGGCAGAAUGCCGGCAGCCCCAGCCUGGGCACCAGAAGCAAGUUCCGGGCAGUGGCCAUGGUAGCCCGGAGCCUGGGACAGCUGUCCGUGCACAACGUUCCUCCGUCCAGCGACGCCAACAUGAAGCAGCCUGGGAUGAAAUAUAGGAAUCUGGGGAAGUCCGGAUUGCGCGUCUCCUGCCUGGGUCUCGGAACGUGGGUGACCUUUGGAGGCCAGGUCACCGAUGAGAUGGCAGAGCAGCUGAUGACCCUGGCUUAUGACAAUGGAAUCAACCUGUUUGAUACAGCCGAAGUCUAUGCUGCUGGAAAAGCUGAAGUCGUCCUGGGAAAUAUCAUUAAGAGGAAGGGAUGGAGACGAUCUAGCCUGGUCAUUACAACCAAAAUCUUCUGGGGAGGAAAAGCAGAGACUGAGAGAGGUCUGUCCAGAAAGCACAUCAUAGAAGGUCUGAAAGCCUCUUUGGAACGGCUCCAGCUAGAGUACGUGGACGUGGUGUUUGCCAACAGACCUGACCCUAACACUCCCAUGGAAGAGACUGUCCGAGCCAUGACGCACGUCAUCACUCAAGGAAUGGCCAUGUACUGGGGCACAUCCCGCUGGAGCUCCAUGGAGAUAAUGGAAGCGUAUUCGGUGGCUCGGCAGUUCAACCUAAUCCCACCAAUUUGUGAACAAGCGGAAUAUCACAUGUUCCAGAGGGAGAAGGUAGAGGUGCAGCUCCCGGAGUUGUUCCACAAGAUAGGUGUGGGUGCAAUGACCUGGUCUCCUCUCGCGUGUGGAAUUGUUUCUGGAAAAUAUGACAGCGGGAUCCCUCCCUACUCAAGGGCCUCACUGAAGGGAUACCAGUGGCUAAAGGACAAGAUCCUGAGUGAAGAGGGCAGACGUCAGCAGGCCAAGCUGAAGGAGCUGCAAGCCAUCGCCGAGCGUCUGGGCUGCACGCUCCCGCAGCUGGCCAUCGCCUGGUGUCUGAGGAAUGAGGGCGUCAGCUCCGUGUUGCUAGGUGCCUCCAAUGCAGACCAGCUAAUGGAGAACAUUGGCGCGAUACAGGUCCUUCCCAAAUUGUCGUCUUCCAUUGUCCAUGAGAUUGAUAGUAUUUUGGGCAAUAAACCCUACAGCAAAAAGGACUACCGAUCCUAAUCCUCCCAUCCUCCCUCCCUCCCUUCCCAACCUGGAUCUGCUUGGACAGUUACUGUUUCCCUCCUAGUCUCCUGUUCGCUUGCUUAAGCUGUUACUGAAGCGAGGUGAAGCCCAUGCUUUUGCAUCCAAGAAUACAUGUCGAGAUGUCCUAGGGAAGAUCUUUCAGACGCUGCCAUGAGACAACAUACGCUGCUUUACUCUAAUAAAAUUUAUUUCGUGCUCAAGAAACAGUCCGGGUGAGGAAGGCUCCUCCACAGACAGGCCGUCUCUGCUCAGCUCAUCCUCUUGGAAAGAGACGACCAAGGUUUCCCCUUCCUCCUGUGCCUCAUCAAAAGGAGGCCCCCUGAACUAAGUCCUAGCCUAGAACCGGCCUGUGUUGUCUGAUCAGAGAUGUGGUGAGUUCCACCUGGAGAAGCCCCCAUCAAUGUAUGUCUGUGAGCACUUUGUUGUUUCUCUGUUUAAACACACACACACACACACACACACACACACACAAUGUAUUUAUGGAGUGUAGCCUCUCAUGAUAGCCUGAAUGUCUGUGUUGACCAAAUGGGCCAUAUGAGGGCUUCCAGAAUAUCUCCUCCCUUUACUCCACAGCUAGUACAGAUUGCCACCAGGCCUCUCUCAGUGAUAGCUGUCAAUUCUUUUGUGUAUUUCUCAGCAGAACACUGAGCCAGGCUUGUAGGGUUUGCUCAAACUAUACUUUCCUCCCAUCCACAACCCACCACUGUCCCACACUCUUACUUAUCUGGGAAGGCCCAUCCAACAGACUUCAGGCUUGAUUUGAGAUUCUAGGAGGAUACAUAAAUCUCCUCUCACCUGACCCUGGAGUUCAGUUUUAGAGUAGGUCUCUACUCUCCCCAUCCUCCUUUGACCUAGGCCCAGUUAAAGUCAGCAGAGUGGGUCCAGAGUCAUCUGAGAAAAUGAGAUUGUGCUUAAGGAACCCUCUUACAAAUGACCUUAGGGAAGGAGACCCUUAUUUGUUCUGUAUACAUCAUAUUCUAGGGAGGGAGGGUUUUGAAAAGAAGUCCAGCAGCCACAUCUCCAAAAUAGUAAGAGAUAAUGGCCACUUCUGAAGCAUCCUUCACCAAAAUCGAUAUAAUUCCUUCCUACCACUACCACCUAAUCCUCCUUUGUGAGACUGAAUGACCACUUGGGGUAAUUGGAUAAUGCCCCAAGAUAGAAAGACCAGGGCUUAGGCUCUUAGGCUCAGAAAGGACCAUGGAAGUCCUCGAGCCUAGCCUCUUACAGAUGAGAACACUGAGACCCAAUGAGGUGGUGACACAAGUGAGCAGAUUAACCUCGUCCUCUGCCUCCCAGAGAGUUCAGGACUCUUUCCACUGUUUAUCCACAUGGAACAGAUCCUCUUGACUCCUGAUCAGUGGAUGAAUUCCUGGAAAAGACUUGCCAUCCCCUUUUGCACAUAUCCCUCCAGGGUAGCCAUGGCCUAGUCAGCUCUUACCUGCUCCCAAGCCCUGUUCCCCAGUGUGAUUCCACAGACCCUGGGGGCACCUGGCACUUUAUAUCCCCUCCAUGGCCUAGCCUAGAGCUGGGUGGCUGGAAAUCCAGGCAGGCAGCAACCCAGCUCACUCUCACAAGUAUAAAUAAGCCUUGGGGUUCAGGGAUAUGACUCCAUGCUACCUUUGUAACUUUAGCCAGAGAUUGAGUUCUACCCAAAACAACCCCACACUAAAAACAAUACACACACACACACACACACACACAUAUGCACACACACAAUGCAGUGAAAAUCCAAAUGUCACAGGAAAUAAGAAAGGCCUGGGCCACCCAGGGAACACUCCCAGGGGCUGAUUUUGUCCAUCCCCCAGUCCUCAGACAGGAGUUGGUAGCCACAGUAUGUCAUGAGAUUCUGAUGAAAGAAUGUAGGAUGAUGGGAAAUCACACUCCUCCUUCAGCCAUAUCUUUCUUCCCUUCCCCUGCCCCCAGUGCCAGUGGCCAUUUGGGUAUUCUCCAUGUCUGGAAUGCAUCUGUUCCCAGUUUAUGUUUCUGAGAAGCUGGUAUUCCCAGAAAUUCUCCUCUCUGACCUACUGAAAGGUCAAAAGGAGCUAGACAGAGUAGUAAUAUUGCCUGUGGUAACUGGCAUGAGUUCAUUAAAACCCAGACAUUCCACUAGCAAAUGGUUUGGAUUUGCCCAGGAACAGGAGGGAGGCUGGCCCUCAAUCCUUCCUUUUACAGACUAUUCCAGCAUCUCCUAAAGAGUUUAUCCCAACUCACCCGUAGGCAGCAGUAACAAGCAGUGAACCCUUCCUUCCUAGAGAUGGGGAAGGGGGAGAAUAGAAAAAAGAAUUUCUGAAUAACCACCAUCAAAGUCACUGGGAGCUCCUCAGCCGCUGUUGGCUACUAUAAAUCAGAGCAGAGCUUAUUAAGUGCUCACUGUUAUGUCAGGCACUGUAUUAAGCACUGGGAUUAUGAGAAAAGGGGGAAAAACCCAAGCUGGAGACCAUCCCUGAAGCUAACUGGCACACUUAGUUGUUGAGGUGUUCACCGACCCACCUCAGUCUGUCGUGUUGUAAGAGAAGUCCCUGCCUGACCCUCACCCUCAGUCACCUGGUGAUUACAGUGAGUCCUUAAGAAGGAGCAGAGAAGUGGUGCUGAGCAGUGCAGUGCCCAUGGUAAGCUAGCCUAGGUACUCUCCAUUCCAUCUCCCAGAGAGAAACUUUCAGAAUCUGAGCUGAGAAUGACCUCUCUGAAACAUUGCUCCUAACUCUGCCCUGAAGGGCCAUGCAGAAUGAGGGCGAUGAUCCAGGGUACACAGUGAGCCCAGAUUAGCUCUGUGCCCUUCAAUUAACCAGUCAAUUAACAAGCAUUUAUUGAGUACCUCAUGCUGGGCACAUAGAGUUAAGUACUAGCAUUACUGAAACAAAGAAGGAAACAUGCCUUGGGGCACAGACAUUUUGGGUCGGCCCAAACACAAAGCUGUGUUCUCUGGACUUGCUGCAGGGACUGUGAGCCUGGCACCAUAUUGGGUGCCUAGGAGCUGCAAAGGAUGGAGUCAGCAUGAGUUAAACUCCGGAGAAGGCCUGGAUUCUGGCAUCACAACCCAUAAUGCCUUUAUGUGGUGGUGCAAGCCUCCCAAAGGACUCUACACACUUCAGGGUCGAUAGGGACUAAUGACCCUGGUCAAGGGUCCCUUAACCCUUCAAGCCCUAUUUCCACCUCUGUAAAAACUGAGCAUGUGCAUGUCCCUUCCAACAAUGACUCAAUGAUUCAGUGACUUGAUGGCUUGUGAGGAGCCAGCACCACCCAGUGUGGCCCCAUGAUGGGGUCUCCAGGCUAAGGGAGGCUAGCCUCCUCCAUGGGCAGGGGAUAGGGGAAGACCCAGUCCUUUCAUUGUUCCAAGGAGGAAGCCAUCUCUACUUCCUUGUACUGACCAGCCUGAAUCCUUAGAAUCUCAGGGUUGGAAGGGACCUCUGCAGCAAUCUAGCCCAACCCAGACCUGAACCGGAAUCCUCUCUGUAAUACACCCAGUGAGCGGUCAUCAAAGACCUCUGGUGAGGGGGAGCCCACCACCUCCCUAGAUUUUCCUUCCGUUGAGUCUCAAUCUGUCUCCUGGUUCUGCAUUCUGGGGCCACGCAGAACAAAGCUAAUCUGUCUUCCAUGAGAUGGCCCCUUUCGAUAGGAUUUCUUGCCAGGAAGGAGAGCUUCCUGCUCACCCAGCCAAAUAAGCAUGUCUUGGCCAAAGCUUGACACCAUCAUAGCAGCUGUGGCAGGAGCUUAAGCCAGGAAGGACUCCUGGAUGGCAACAGACUCAGUGGAAAGAUGAGACAAUAUGGAAGUCCCAAGGAAACCUUUGUUAAUGGGUCAAAAACAUAAGUACUGAUGAAAAGCCCAAUGGGAGUCCCAGUGUGCAUUGGCUAUGUCCACCACUAGGCUCAGAAUCAUGGGAUUUGAGAUUUGGUAGGGAUGUGAAUGGCCAGUUUAUAUCUGAAAAGAGACAGGAUUUAGAGCUGGGAAGGACCUUGGAUACCAAGUAAGCCAUGGGUUUUUAACCUUUUUUAUGUCAUGGACCCCUUAGGAAGUCUGGUAAAGCUUAUAGACUGUUUUCCAAUGCACAAAAUAAAAUACAUAGGAUUACAAAAGAAAUCAAUUAUUCUGAAAUACAGUGAGCAUUUUUUUAAGUUCACGGACCUCAGAUGAAGAUCAAAACUAACCCUCUUGAUUUCACUGCGUUCAACAAAACUCCUUUUACAGAUGAAGAACUGAGGCCCAGAGGGUUGAAGUGAUUUAGGCAAUGCCACACAGCUAGUAAAUGUCAGGGCUGACAGAAGUGGUCAGUCAUAAAGAACACGUCUCCUGCAGUGUUUCUUACUUUGUGGGCACAGCUUAGGGGAGGGGGCAUGGCUCCUUCCAACUCUAAUACUGCAAUUCUGGUCCUAGAGAUGGAUAUAUACGAUACACACAGAGACCCACACUGGCCUUCUCCUCCCCACUGCCCCUUAAAAAUGGCCAAAGGGCCAACGGAUAAAAGCAUGUGAGCUUUGGGGAAAGGCAAGCCUCGGGAAAAGGGGACUGGAAUGUAAUCCUGACCUCCAUUGGCUAAUUCCCUGGCCGUUCCCUCAAUCUAGCUAACAUACAGGACAUAUCCGAACACUCCAUCAGGUGGGAAAAGUGAGAGAGGGGAAGAGCUCUGCCCCUAGAAAGUCUUGAGGGAGGUGGGGUUGGGAGGGGGAAUCCUCUGCCAUCCUCCCCUCAUCUGCAGUCUUGCUGGCUCCGACCUCUGGCUCUUUCUACUUCUUCUAACCCUGGGUGUACAUUAAAUGGAACCCAGAGCUCAAGUGGAGAAAACUAUUCAGUGUCUGAAUCCAAACAGAUUAUCUUUCCAGAAAGCCAUUCAAUCAUGGAUUUUUAACCUUUUUGGUGUGUGUCUUGGACCCUACCUUUGGCAGUCUGGUACAGACUUUGGACCCCUUCUCAGAAUCACCUUUUUAAAUGCAAAAAUAAAAUGUAUAAGAUUACAAGGGAAAUCAAUUAUAUUGAAAUAAGGAUGUAAUUUUGUUUUCCCAUCAAAUUCAUGGAGCCCUUGAAACUGGAGAGGUCUAUGGAAUUCCAGUAAAGAACCUCAGAGUUAGGAUUCAAAGUAAAAGCCCGAGGGGCGGAUAAGUGUAGAGUUGGGCUAAGCCACAGGUGGAAUAGGUGGGCAGGGCUCAGGGGACAGGGCUGGGUUGAGGCUCACCUUCCAGUGUUCUCUAAUCUCGAAGUUAAUGGUAUCCGUGGACUCCUACUCAGCAGCGCUUACAAUGGCGACUCCUUUCAAAGCCUUGGUCUCCCAAGUAACAAGAGGGACUCAUUCCCGUCUUCUGUUCAAUUCAUGUCAUGUAAAUAAUGUGCUUUUAUUUUUCUUUGGUUUUGGUUUUUAUAUCUAAUAUAUGUUAUAUAUGUAUAUAUAUGUAUACAUAUAUAUACACAUAAAUAUAAACUGGUUUCUAAGCUAACUGCAUAACCUAUCUAGGCACAAAUUUCCAUGUAACAUCGCACUUCUAAGUGAAGAUUCGGACUGAGACACAGCCAUUGUAUUUAUGGAAUGACAAAAUAAAAUAUAAGCCUUA
This is a messenger RNA of Phascolarctos cinereus (koala), 7421 nucleotides long. It is a transcript of the gene KCNAB2, whose product is annotated as potassium voltage-gated channel subfamily A regulatory beta subunit 2. Gene Ontology annotation, cellular component: juxtaparanode region of axon; voltage-gated potassium channel complex; membrane. Gene Ontology annotation, molecular function: potassium channel regulator activity; voltage-gated potassium channel activity; transmembrane transporter binding. Gene Ontology annotation, biological process: potassium ion transport; regulation of action potential; regulation of potassium ion transmembrane transport. NCBI's taxonomy places the organism in Eukaryota, Metazoa, Chordata, Mammalia, Diprotodontia, Phascolarctidae. The record is from RefSeq and is a predicted model, not a curated record.